CACGCCCAGCCCACACCCACAGUUUGCUUUAGGAAGAUGGCGACUGGAAAUACUUGGUGGGCAGAAGAGAGCGAUGAUAGACCUCUCUCCGGUCGGCAGGCCGAGGUGGACGUGGACGACACGCUCCCAGAGCCCAUCUACAUCAAGAACUCUGAUUUGGCGGAGAUGAGGCGAUAUAUGAACCGCCUAGACGUCGAUGAUGAUGUGUUCUCUGGAGAUGAGGAAGAUGAGGAGGGCAAUCUGAACCUGACUGCACCACCCCUAGAGUCGUGGUUCCAUGGCAGAAUCAGUCGGCCAACAGCUUGCGAGCGACUGGAAUUGAUGGGCAAGACAGGCUGCUACCUUGUCAGAGAGAGUAUCCACGAGCCCUCUGUGUACAUCCUCUGCUAUCUCAGUCACACAAGUCAUGUGCACCAUUUCAAGAUCCACUCAAACUGCGGAGACUAUUAUAUCGGAGGGAGGCAGUUCCUGUCGUUAGGUGACCUAAUCGGUUUCUAUGCCAACUGCUCGUGUAUUCUUGAGAAUGAGUCGCUGGAGAUGCCUGUAGUUCCUCCGAGGCCUGUUACACUGUACAUGAUGCUAAAGGCAACCAGUGGUCACACCAAAACACCUGCUACGGAUGAGCUGAAUAUCCGACCUGGAGAGGUGUUUCUGCUUCUCAGUCGGCUCAACGAUGACUGGGUGUGGGGAAGGUCGCAAAGAACGGGAGAAAGUGGGAUCAUACCCAUUGUCAUUAUGGAGGAUGUGACGGAGGAAGACCCCAACCUGGGCAAGCCGUGGUUUUACAGCACCAUCUCCAGAGAGGGUGCAGUCGAGCUGGUGGAGAGCAGUGAUGUUGGCAACUUUAUAGUGCGCCUGUCAGGUGGUGUAGGGGGUGGUGCUGACGAGGUCCGCUACUCAAUGGCCGUGAGGACUCAUGACAGAGUGCAGAGGUUCCUCAUCACACGAUACAUCACUGGCUACUACGUGUUUGGUGGGAGGCCAUACAACUCACUCGAGGACAUAAUAGAGCGUUAUCGUAAAGAGGUUAUCCUGGAUGGACUGAAGCUUGGAUCCCCUGUGCUCAUGGAGGCAGUGCCGAGUCAGCAGCUGCAGCCGAGAGGACCCCCUGUGAUGCCUCGCAAGAGGUCCAACAGCAAGUGUAUCACACACGACACCACCAUGCCCGGGGAUAGGGCAGAGGUUCUUCAGCUCAGGAAAGGCAAAAAGUGCCCAGUGUAUGGCAAGUGGAGAGAACUGUACGUGGUGGUCAAGUACCAUGAGCAGAAGUUGAUAUUCUAUGAGAAUGAAAAUAGCCAUCGUGCAAAGGGCCUCCUCGACUUGAAACAGUGCAGGGUCUACGCCGUUCACCCCAGUCUCUAUGGCAGAUUGGAUUGUUUUGUGGUGAUGCUCAAGUUUAUGAAUGAGCUUUCUUUCCACUACCUGGCUGCUAGUAGCCCAGAGAACGCAAAGGAGUGGGUGCAGCUGCUACGCCAGUGCACGUCCCAGGGGGUGCGCCCGGAACUGAUGGAGAUACAACAGAAUCGCUCCCUCUCACUCAUCAUCAAAGAAUGUCGAAUCAUUGCUAAGGGGUGCUCACAGGUGUUUGCGCUGGUGUAUAUUGAUGGGGUGUGUCUAGGGAGGACCAGGGUCAUGCCAGAAUCACCCUACAUCUUUGAUGAGACAUUCACUUUUGAGGACCUCCCACAGUAUGCAGAGACCUUCUCGUGUGAUGUCCAUUCGAGCAGAUCCAAGAGACUGGGCAGUAUAGUGGGCAGGGAGAACUGUUUAGGGCGUAUCCAUGUGCACAUGUCGGACCUCCCCAAUGGCCAGGCUGACGACCGGUGGCACCAACUAAUGGGCGGGGCCAAGACACCCAAGGGGAGCGUUCGAUUGGUCGCUAACUUCAAGGACCUCGUGAUUCUGCCACUGGAGGAGUACAACAAUUUGAAAGAGUUGAUCUUGUCACCUGACCUCAAGAUGAUUGAGCUCCUGGCGGUGGUAUGUAAGGAGCACCACGCUGAGCUGGCCUCCACCAUCGUGCAGAUACUCUGCAGCUAUGAUCAGGUCGUGCCCGUCAUAUCAGCCUGUCUCGCCAAGUCCAUCGAGAAGGAGGAGAACAUGGGCACCCUGUUCCGGGCCAGCACUCUCUCCACCAUGCUCAUGGAUCAGUUCAUGAAGCUCACUGCAAGCUCGUACCUGCGCUCCAUUCUCAAGGGGCCCAUCCAGCAGAUUAUUGAGUGCCCGCAGUCCUGUGAGAUCAACCCCAGCUUCCUGGCCAAGGGGGAUGACGUGUCUACCAACCUGGCCAGACUAGAGGGUCACCUGCAACACGUCAUCUCUGUUAUAUUCAAGUCUGUCGACUCCUGUCCUCCGACUCUGAGGUUCAUCUGUCGUAGUCUCCAGGAGCAGGUGGUAGCAAAAUGGCCGUUAGACGACAGUGUUCGUAUCCGAGCAGUGAGUGGGUUCCUCUUCCUCCGGUUCGUGUGCCCCGCCCUCCUCAAGCCGCAGCUCUUUGAUCUUAUCAGUGAGAACCCCAGCCCUAAGGCAGAUCGUGCUCUGAAGCUGGUGACAAAAGGAGUGCAGAACUUGGCCAAUCUUGUGGAGUUUAAGAAGAAGGAGGACUUUACAAUGUCUCUCAAUCCUUUCAUACUCAAAAACAGCGACCACAUGAGGAAGUUCGUGGAUGACUUGGCGAGCUACAGUCAGCAACCUCCCUCCAUAGCACUAGACACUGCCAACCCCAGGAGAGACCUGGCCACCAUUCACAACCUCUGCUCCACCUAUGAGAAGAGUCUCUCUGCCUUGCUCAAGACAGAGCCUGAUGCCAAGAAGCUUUUAGGAGUCAUGCAAACUUUGAGGGUGACGGAAAAGAAGUACACCAAUAAAGCUGCAGCUACAUAGCCACCGGACAUGUCAAUUACAUCAUCUGUUUGUUUGUGUGUUAUUUUCAAUGGUUAGUUUCUGAUCAGACUUUGUCAGUCUCCUAUAAUUAUUAUAUUGUAGAGCAACUCUCUGAGUUGUUUGAUUUGUACUUGUACACUAAGUGUCACUGGUAUUGCAUUUUGUUUUAUUGUACAA
Molecule: messenger RNA, 3060 nt
Organism: Halichondria panicea
Lineage: Eukaryota; Metazoa; Porifera; Demospongiae; Suberitida; Halichondriidae
Product: ras GTPase-activating protein 1-like
Exons: 21
Coding region: 37-2883 (948 amino acids)
Biological process (GO): regulation of GTPase activity
Molecular function (GO): protein binding
Source: RefSeq, a predicted model, not a curated record